ACUAAAAUUGAACGUAAGACCUAUUUACAAGUUAGCAAUGUAACUUGUAAGCGGCUUUAAAGUAGGAAAAUACCAAGGUAGAGGCACAAUUGAAGAUAGUAAUUCCGGGCAAGCAUCGCAGCUAUUUUGGAGUUUCCCUUCAGAGUCUUCAACCCUUGAGAAGAGAUGAGUUCCGGUAUGCCUGAAACCAUUAACCCUUGGAGCAGCAGGCAACCGCCCCCCUCCAGAGCCCAGGUGUGCAAUGAAGAUGGUCUCUCUCCUCAAGACGUACUCAUGUCUCAGCAAGGUACAUUAGAGUUUGAUGCUGUAGGAACAGGUAGUAACCAUGGUGAUGAGCUCCGUAGCAAGGAUUCGGGAGAUGCAGUACAGAAGGAGAAAUCAGGAGGAUGUUCAGCGCGAUGCAGCUCCUGCUGCUUCACUCUCUGCAAACCCUGCCUGGUGGAACAUCAUCCUCUACCUGCACAGCCAACACACUGUCAGAGGUUCCGGUAUCUCCUCAUGUGCCCGCCGCAUGGAGCCUUAUCAAGAUGGCUAACAAUUCUUCUCCUUAUUGUGCUGACUUGGGUAGUAUUGUGGGCUGUUACAGGGAGUGAAGCAUUACCAGGGGGUAACCUUUUUGCUCUCUUCAUAUUGGUGGUAUCCUGCAAGGCAGGUGGAUUAGCCAUAGAGGUCAUCAAACUACCAGCUCUGCUCGGAAUGCUUGUUGUUGGUUUCAUGCUUCGGAACAUACCAGUCAUCAACGUAGCAGAGGACAUCUCUCCCACAUGGUCCUCAUCCCUCCGAGACAUGGCUCUAGUCAUCAUACUCUUGCAGGCUGGUAUCGGCUUAGAUGCUAGUGCUCUCAAGAGGCUGAGUAUGGUUUGUGUUCGUCUGUGCUGCAUGCCCUGUAUAGCUGAGGCCUGUACAGCUGCUGUUGUAUCACACUUUCUGCUUGGCUUCCCGUGGGCCUGGGGUUUCAUGCUAGGAUUUGUUCUUGGAGCUGUUACUCCAGCUGUGAUAGUACCAUCUCUACUGAGUUUACAAGCCAGAGGUUAUGGGGUGAGACAAGGCAUACCAACCCUGGUCAUAGCAGCUGCUAGUUGUGAUGAUGUCCUCGCCAUCGGUGCUUUUGGAGUGAUCCUGGGAAUCGCAUUUGCAAAAGGUGAUAUAAUUUACAGUAUUUUCAGGGGUCCUCUGGAGCUAGUGAUGGGGGUAUCUUUCGGCUGUGCGGCAGGGUUUCUUCUUUGGUAUAUCCCUGACCCAAACCAGAUCUGGUUACCCAAGAAGCGCUUCAUCCUGCUUCUCUAUGGGGGAAUCUUUGCUGUCUUUGGUAGCGGUGCUGCACAGUACCCUGGUGCAGGUGCUCUUGGCUGUCUCACCAUGGCAUUCAUUGCUGGACACAGAUGGAAAGAGCGAAAGGAAGGUGUAAAUACUUUGCUGUCGUAUCUCUGGUUACUGUUUGAGCCUCUUCUAUUUGGCUUGAUUGGAGCUGAAGUAUCCAUUUCAUAUCUGGACCCAGCUACAGUAGGUUUAGGCUUUGCCACACUCAUCAUAGGUCUGUGUGUUAGGAUGGUUGUCUCUGCAUUGGCUGUCACUGGGGCCGGUCUGACGUGGAAAGAAAAGCUGUUUAUCUCCCUCGCAUGGUUACCAAAGGCAACUGUUCAGGCUGCAAUUGGAUCCGUAGCUCUAGAUACAGCGAGAGACAGAGGAAGUGAAGAAGAGUUAGAGAUAUAUGGAAUACAGCUUUUGACGGUAGCAGUCCUAUCCAUCCUGUUCACUGCACCCCUAGGAGCUAUCGUCAUAUCGCUGACCGGUCCUCGCCUUCUGAGAUGUGCCCCUCCAAACCAGACAAGUUCUCACAGAGACGUACCGGAAGUAGCAGAAACUCAGCCAAGAUAUGAACCAACAAGAGGGGGCAGCUGUAGAGAGGGGCUUAGUGUGAACAACGUCUUAUUAGAACAAACAAGGGUGGCAGAGAAUUCAGUUUGAGUGUCAUGGAGCCAUUGUCAUAUCAUUGAUGGGUCCUUUCUUGAUAAGAUGUGCCCCUCCAAACCAGACAAGUUCUCACAGAGGCGUACAAGCAGUAGCAGAAACUCAGCCAAGAUAUUAAGCAACUAGAGGGGGCAUGUGUAGAGAGGGGCCUGGUGAAAACAAUCUCUUAUUUGAACAAGGCAGAGGGGAAGAGAAUGCAGUAUGAUCGGCUGCGGAGAGGAAUCAAGGAAAAACAAAAAAGAUAUUUGAUUCACAUGUGUUAUUACUGUCAUGUUUCUAUUCCAAUCAGGGAGGCCCAUGAUCAGAGGAAAGAAUGGUGUAUUGCAGCCAAAAUGAAUUGUGGGCGAUUGAUCAAGAGCCUUUCAACAUGAGCCAGUGGCAUGUCUUUCACUGUACUUUGACUUUUAAAGUGGUGGCUCAGUGGUUAGAGCGCCCGCCUCAUGCACAGGAGGUCGUGGGUUUGAACUCCGGCCGAGUCAUACC
This is a messenger RNA of Strongylocentrotus purpuratus (purple sea urchin), 2454 nucleotides long. Its product is annotated as sodium/hydrogen exchanger 9B2. Gene Ontology annotation, biological process: proton transmembrane transport. Gene Ontology annotation, cellular component: membrane. The record is from RefSeq and is a predicted model, not a curated record. Bases 166 to 1968 code for a protein of 600 amino acids. The transcript has 11 exons. Gene Ontology annotation, molecular function: antiporter activity. NCBI's taxonomy places the organism in Eukaryota, Metazoa, Echinodermata, Echinoidea, Camarodonta, Strongylocentrotidae.